UUCUUAAGCCCUGUGACGCGCGCCGUGGCGAGUCUCCGCUCCUGCCUGAGGCGCCGUGAGGAGUUGUAGGAUCCUCUGAAGACUCUCCUUGGAUCUCAGGUUAAAAUCUGUAUUCUGGUGUGAACCGUGGGAAGAAGGAAGAUUGGUCUCUCUCUCUGGCUGUAGAAGGACACGAUGUUUUCCAAACUAGCCUGCUUGCAGACUGUCGCCGUGCUCCGCAGAGGUGUUCAUUCUUCACUGGCCUCUGCCACGUCUGUCGCCGCGAAAAAGACCGUCCAGGGCCCGCCGUCCUCGGAGUACAUCUUUGAGCGAGAGUCCAAGUACGGCGCACACAACUACCACCCCCUGCCCGUGGCCCUGGAGCGGGGAAAGGGUGUCUACGUGUGGGAUGUGGAAGGCAGGAAAUACUUUGACUUCCUGAGUGCUUACAGUGCUGUCAACCAAGGGCACUGUCACCCCAAGAUCGUGAGUGCCCUGAAGGUGCAGGCGGACAAGCUGACCUUGACGUCCAGGGCUUUCUAUAACGACGUCCUUGGUGAAUAUGAGGAGUAUGUAACGAAGCUCUUCAACUACCACAAAGUUCUUCCCAUGAACACAGGGGUGGAGGCUGGAGAGACUGCCUGUAAGAUUGCUCGGCGCUGGGGCUACACGGUGAAGGGGAUUCAGAAGUACAAAGCCAAGAUUGUCUUCGCAGCUGGAAACUUCUGGGGUCGGACACUGUCCGCCAUCUCUGCCUCCACGGACCCCUCCAGCUACGAUGGCUUCGGGCCGUUCAUGCCAGGCUUUGAGGUCAUUCCCUACAACGACCUGCCUGCCCUUGAGCGCGCCCUGCAGGACCCUAAUGUUGCCGCAUUCAUGGUGGAGCCCAUUCAGGGCGAAGCAGGUGUCGUGGUUCCGGACCCCGGUUACCUGGUGGGCGUGCGGGAGCUGUGCACCAGGCACCAGGUCCUGUUUAUUGCUGAUGAAAUUCAAACAGGCCUGGCCAGGACCGGUCGGUGGCUGGCUGUGGACUACGAAGACGUGAGGCCUGACAUUGUGCUCCUGGGGAAGGCCCUGUCUGGUGGCUUAUACCCUGUGUCUGCGGUGCUGUGUGAUGACGACAUCAUGCUGACCAUCAAGCCUGGGGAGCACGGCUCCACGUACGGGGGCAACCCGCUCGCCUGCCGCGUGGCCAUCGCAGCGCUCGAGGUUUUGGAAGAAGAGAAUCUUGCAGCCAACGCGGACCAGAUGGGUGCCCUCCUGAGAAAUGAGCUCAUGAAGCUGCCUUCCGACAUCGUGACUGCCGUGAGAGGGAAGGGCUUACUGAACGCCAUCGUUAUUAGAGACACCAAAGAUUAUGAUGCCUGGAAGGUGUGUCUGCGGCUUCGAGACAACGGGCUUCUGGCCAAGCCGACCCACGGCGACAUCAUCAGGCUUGCGCCGCCCCUGGUGAUCAAGGAGGACGAGAUUCAGGAGGCGGUGGAGAUCAUCAACAAGACCAUCCUGUCCUUCUGAGGUGCCACGUGCCACGCUGUCCCCGAGCCGGCAGGGGCCAGGACGGCUGUGCCACGGCGCCGGCGUUCCACUCCGUGUGUGCUCAAAGACUGCGGAAUGCGUGUGUUUCGGUGUUUUCUAGCUGGCAGGCUGACGUGCGUGAACUUGCAGUUUGCUGUGCAUCUGAGGAUGCUGUGGUCUACAGUCGGCUAGGUGUCCGCGCAUGCACUUUGUAAGGCGGAAUGUAGGUGGCCUUGACUCAAGUCCUUUUCAUAAUUUAUAUACGUUUUUACAACUUGUCGGCUGGUACAGAUGUUUUCUGUAUGAGAAAGGGGUCCCUGGAGUGUUGCGUGGAACUUGCCCCAUGUGUUGUGUGGACUCCAUGCAGGAAGGGUUGGUGACGGGCCCUGGCUUUCCAGCAGUCCGCUUCUGGAAACUGCGGCUGGCCGACAGCAGACUGUUCUGUCAGCAUCCUGGGCUUCAGUGUGAAGAAUCAGUCCUGAGUUACACUCAUGCUUGGUUACUCUGUAACAACACAUUUUUUUCCCCCAGCAUUUCUUUACAUUUACAAUAAAGCUUACCUGUAA
Molecule: messenger RNA, 2060 nt
Organism: Ochotona curzoniae (black-lipped pika)
Lineage: Eukaryota; Metazoa; Chordata; Mammalia; Lagomorpha; Ochotonidae
Gene: OAT
Product: ornithine aminotransferase
Exons: 11
Coding region: 175-1494 (439 amino acids)
Cellular component (GO): cytoplasm
Molecular function (GO): L-ornithine transaminase activity; pyridoxal phosphate binding; identical protein binding
Source: RefSeq, a predicted model, not a curated record